This is a messenger RNA of Amoebophrya sp. A25, 1281 nucleotides long. NCBI's taxonomy places the organism in Eukaryota, Dinophyceae, Syndiniales, Amoebophryaceae. The record is from the annotation of a GenBank genome assembly.
CAUUGUCAGCCAGAGAUCCCUUGUACGUACAGCACUCUAAGGUCCCGCGAUCAGAUCCCACGUUCAGAUCCAUGACAGCGAAGACACACAAGGCAUAACCCGCACCAGAGAUCCAAUCAUACAGAUCUAAAGAAUCCCAUGCCGAUCGCGAUCUAAGGAAUCUGAUCGGCAAUCGAGAUCCUCAUAGAAAAUUGCCUUCUUGUAAAUAUGUAAUACACACAAGCAAUUACCAUUCUAAAUUUGUCUUCCGUUAUGUCAUCCGUAACAAUCCUUCACUGUUCACCUUCUAAACAGGGACAACGAAAGUAGCGACCACACCAGGAGGUGGCUGCUAGAAGUAGUAUAGACUCUGUAGGGAACCACUAAAGAACAAGAUGGGUAUCGAUAUCAAGUCUGGUGGCCGCAAGAAGGUCACGAAGCGUACUGACGUGAAGGGAGAUGAUCCGUACCUCAAGCUUUUGGUGAAAACCUACAAGUUCUUGGCUCGUCGUACGACGUCCAACUUCAACAAGGUUAUCGCCAACCGCCUCUGCCAGACUCGCGUUCAGAAGUGCCCGAUGUCCAUGUCCAAGCUCGCUGAGCACAUGAAGGUACAUGUCUAGAAUGAAAUUGUUUUCACUUAGUUUCGUAUCGUAAUGCAUCGCGUGUAAAUCCAAAUCUAGCAUCUAAAUUUAUGACUCUCGCUCUCCAUCCUAAUUUGAUAUGCCUCAUCUAAUUCUAAAAAAUAGGGCAAGGAGUCCAAGAUCGCAGUUAUCUGCGGAACUAUCACCAACGAUGUGCGUUUGUUGGAUACUCCGGAGAACUUGAAGGUGUGCGCUCUGCGUUUCACCGAGACCGCUCGUAAGCGUUUGGAGAAGGCUGGCGGAAAGUGCAUGACCUUCGAUGAGCUCGCCAUGACUGAGCCGCUCGGUAUUUGAUUUAUUUCGAUUUAGAUUUGUGCAGCACAUAGCACCUUGAAGCAUUGACUAUCAUCAGUUUAGUAGUGUCACUUUGCGGAAGGCCUCAGUGGUAGAAUCAAAGUUGAAAGACACAGUUUCCUAUGAAUUCCAUCAACUCUUACACAACUCAAUUCUAAAAAUCCCGAAUACAACAGGCAAGAACACCGUCCUCCUCCGUGGCCCGGUGAAGGCUCGUGUCGUUAACCGUUACUUCGGAAAGGCUCCGGGUGUCCCGAACUCCACUACCCGUCCGUACGUGCGCAAGGCCUCCAACCUCAAGCGCAAGGGACGCAAGUUCGAGCAGGCUCGUGGUCGCCGAAAGUCUCGUGGAUUCAAGGUGUAA